Molecule: messenger RNA, 1575 nt
Organism: Symbiodinium sp. CCMP2456
Lineage: Eukaryota; Dinophyceae; Suessiales; Symbiodiniaceae
Source: the annotation of a GenBank genome assembly
AUGGCCGUUGCCGUGGCAACUUUGCCGGGAGAUGGCGGCGACUUUGAUUUGGACCAGCUGAUUCACAAGCUGAAGCGCGAUGGCGACAUCGUGCCAGAAAUUUUGCCGGAACGAGUGCUGAAGCUUGCUUGUCAGCAGUUGAAGAACAUCCUCAUCGAGGAAAGCAAUGUGCAACCCGUGCAGUUGCCAGUCGUGAUAUGUGGUGACAUUCAUGGUCAAUAUUUCGACUUGUUGGAGCUCUUCAACAUCGGUGGGCAAAUUCCGGAGAAAAACUACAUCUUUAUGGGUGAUUUCGUUGACCGAGGCUACAACAGCGUUGAGACCUUUGAGUUGCUAAUGUUGUUAAAGCUGCGAUAUCCUGCCAGCAUCACAUUGCUUCGUGGUAACCACGAAUCCCGCCAGAUCACGCAGGUUUACGGAUUUUACGAUGAAUGUCUGCGAAAAUACGGAAAUGCAAACCCGUGGAAGUACUGUACGGAGGUGUUUGAUUAUCUCACCUUGUCUGCAAUUGUGGAAAAUUCCAUUUUCUGUGUCCAUGGAGGACUCUCACCCGACGUCAAGAUCCUUGAUCAGAUCCGCACGAUCAAUCGAGUGCAGGAGAUACCGCACGAAGGUGCCUUUGGCGAUCUUGUGUGGUCAGAUCCUGAAGAUAUUGAGGCAUGGGCAGUCAGCCCGAGAGGUGCUGGUUGGCUUUUUGGGGAACGGCCAACGCAACACUUCAAUCGUCUCAACGGCUUGGAUCUCAUUGCCAGGGCGCACCAGCUUGUCCAGGAUAUGGAGGGAGACUCGCAGGAAGCGCUUCGUCCUUUCAUCGAGGCUGAAAGGGAGUUUGUGCAGCGGCAGUCUGCUGGCGAUCACGAUGGCGCCGUCCAGUGUCUGGAAGCCGUGCUGCGGGCAGAGCAGGCAACAGUGCAGCAGAUGCCUGACACCAUGUUAUCGACGCUCUUCGAGCGGCUGGCUAUAGGCUACAACACCCUGGGAAUGAAGCAUUUGAAGGACAACAACACAGAGGUUUCGUGCAAGUUUUUCGAGAAAGCAGAAGCGCUGACAGACCCAGCCAAUCUGCAUAUGAAUGCUGAGUCUCGCCUCGUCUUGAGAGCAGUGACCUACAACAACAUGGGCUGCUUCUACAAGAGCUUUGGAAAGCUUCAUACGGCUCUGCAGUACCUGAAGAAGGCUCAGAGAAUCGAGGAGCAGUCACGGGGCAGAUGCCAAAAUCCAGCAGGUACACACCUGAAUCUGUGUGCGCUUUUGUCGCAGAUGGGCAAGCAUCAAGAGGCACUGCAGCAUGCAGACAAAGCUCUCAAAAAACUGGAGGCAGCUCAGAAGCAGUCUCAGCCACCGGAGGGUGGGAGUCUUCCACCUGUCGCCGGGAGCACCAACAGCGAAAGCUUGAUUUGCGUUGCAUAUUUCAACAUGGGGGCAGAGUACGAGCAUUUAAAGAAGCCUGCAGAAGCUCUGUGGCACUACCAAAGAGCUCACGACAGUUGUUUGCAAGAGCUUGGUGAAGAGCAUCCCUUGAGUCAGCAAAUCUCCGCGUGUGUGGAGCAGUUGAAAGAAAGGUCAACGACAUGA